CCGGAGAGGAAAAAGGGGACACGAAACCACCGUGGCUGCAAUGGCGUCGCCCGCUCCCGCUCCCGCGACCGCGAAGCCCAUCGCUCUCCGGCGGCCGCCGGUCCCAGUCCGCGGCGGGUUCUGCCCGGUGCGUCCGUCCAUGGCUGCAGCGGCAGGCCGGCUCAGAGUCUCGGCCUCCGCUUCCGCCUCGGACGUGCCCGACUUCCUCUCCUCCGACUGGCUUGAAACACGCAAGAAGAAGCCUUUGGGCCCCAGGUUGAAUUUUAAUGCAGAAGAAGCAGUGGAGUACCAGCUUGAGGCCUUGAAAUACAAUGACAAACCCCGCCCGGAUUAUGGGGUUGAGGUCAUGUACCGGUUUGCAGGCUUUAAUCCAUUUGAAAGGUCAACUUAUUUUGGACGACAGUUUGAUCUUGGGCAGUUCGAACGUUUCCGGCGGAUAUUUCACCAUUCAACUUACAGAGUGCUGCUUGGCCACAAAGAAAGAGAGAUAUUAAGCAGAUUAUGGGUUGAAGAGAAUCAAUUUAAGCAGAGAGUUUGGAUCCGAGGAGCUCGCCCGGAGGAAGAAGAGAUAUUCCAGUUUACAAUGGUUCAGAGAGUUGGCGGCUCGUGGGACGGCUACUGGCUAACCGAGAGCUUGACAAACGACGACGGGGACGCAUUCUCAGGCGGGGUUGCUUAUUGACAGGCAUGUACAUAUACACUCAACUUUCAGCGUAUAGAUCGAUGCCUAUACGAAUACUAGCAAACUAGAAAAUGUAAGUAUGAGUUGAUGGUCCAGAUAUAGUUGACGUUUGCGACGACUGUCCAUGUAGAUGACACACUAGCAGAAGAAAGGAAUUUGCGGUGGAAUUAGCUGGUGUGUUCCCAUCCUGUAAAGCAUCUCAUCAUGUCAACCAUACACUACCAGAUCUAAGCUAUAUAUAUACUUACAAGACAAUCGCUUUCAAGAUA
Molecule: messenger RNA, 951 nt
Organism: Triticum dicoccoides
Lineage: Eukaryota; Viridiplantae; Streptophyta; Magnoliopsida; Poales; Poaceae
Exons: 7
Coding region: 41-682 (213 amino acids)
Source: RefSeq, a predicted model, not a curated record